AUGAAGUUCGCCAUUUUUACUUUCUGUUCCGGCUUCCUGGCCGUGUUAACGCACGGAGAACAAUUUACCAACCCAGUUUUGUGGGAGGAUCUCGCUGACAACGACGUCUUCCGCGUCGACGAUGUUUAUUACUACACUGCUUCGACUAUGCACUACUCGCCUGGUGCCCCAAUUCUACAAUCUUACGACCUCGUCAACUGGGAAUACAUAGGCCAUGCUGUGCCUAACCUCCCCUGGGGGAACAAGUACAAUUUGCAAGGUGGGAAUGCUUAUGUAAAGGGCAUCUUUGCAUCUACUAUGAGAUACAGAGCAAGCAACAAGCAAUUCUACUGGAUUGGCUGUAUUGAGUAUAGUCGUACUUAUGUUUACACCUCUACCUCUGCUACGAACACGUGGACCCCUCGCUCAGAAAUCAACACUUGUUACUACGAUUGCGGACUCCUUAUCGAUGAUGACGAUACUAUGUAUGUGGCUUAUGGGAAUACUCAAAUUUCGGUUGCACAACUCUCAGCGGAUGGCCUCGGUCAAGUGAAGACUCAGGUCGUCUACAAUACACCUAGCAGUAUCGGUACGCUAGAAGGAUCCCGAAUGUAUAAGAUCAAAGGAGUGUAUUACAUAUUCUCCACUAAACCUGCCAACGGGCAAUAUGUGUUACAAUCUUCUAGCGGGCCAUUUGGCCCAUAUACCAUCAAAGAACUACUUUUGAAUCUAGGGUCUCCUAUUCCGGGCGGGGGGGUUCCUCACCAAGGCAGUUUGGUCGAGACACAAAAUGGGACAUGGUAUUACAUGGCAUUUGUGGACAGCUAUCCUGGCGGAAGAAUGCCCGUUCUCGCACCGAUAACAUGGGGCUCCGACGGGUUCCCGGUCAUCACCCUGGUGAGCGGAGCGUGGGGAUCGUCUUACAACUACCCUCUGGCGCCUCGAGUUCUGGAGUCGUACACUGGUACCGAUUCUUUCCAAGGGACCUCACUCGGCCCACAAUGGGAAUGGAAUCACAAUUCCGAUACUACCAAAUUCUCUGUCAACAACGGUCUCAUUUUGAACGCAGCAACAGUAACAUCUGACCUGUAUUCCGCGUGCAACACCCUCACACACAGAAUUAUUGGGCCCACGUCGUCAGGGACGAUAAUACUGGAUUACUCUAAGAUGAAAGACGGUGAUCGCGCUGGGCUUGUGCUUCUACGAGACACAAGUGCUUGGAUCGGGGUUGUGAACAAUAGGGGCACAUUCAGGGUAUCCAUGUGGUCCGGACUGACCAUGACCUCAACAUGGGGCACAGCCAGCACAGGAGCUGAAGUUAAAGGUGUUACGAUUUCAGGUGGAAAAGUAUGGCUGCGCAUCUAUGCUGAUAUUCAUGUUGGGACCGGAAAGCAGGGAACUUUCUACUAUAGCACAGACGGCUCGACCUUCACAGCACUUGGAAGCUUGACUCUCAAUAGCGCCUGGAAUUUCUUUCUGGGAUACCGAUAUGGUAUUUUCAAUUUUGCUACCAAGGCUCUUGGUGGCUCGGUGGCAGUCAUUUCUUUCACGAUGGAUUCUCCGGGAUCUACAACGACUGGAGGCACAAUCACUCAGUCAUAG
Messenger RNA from Hyaloscypha bicolor E, 1581 nucleotides. RefSeq names its product glycoside hydrolase family 43 protein. The transcript has a single exon. NCBI's taxonomy places the organism in Eukaryota, Fungi, Ascomycota, Leotiomycetes, Helotiales, Hyaloscyphaceae. The coding region runs from base 1 to 1581 and encodes 526 amino acids. Gene Ontology annotation, molecular function: hydrolase activity, hydrolyzing O-glycosyl compounds. Gene Ontology annotation, biological process: carbohydrate metabolic process. The record is from RefSeq and is a predicted model, not a curated record.